Molecule: messenger RNA, 1956 nt
Organism: Anopheles maculipalpis
Lineage: Eukaryota; Metazoa; Arthropoda; Insecta; Diptera; Culicidae
Product: plexin domain-containing protein 1
Exons: 9
Coding region: 60-1904 (614 amino acids)
Source: RefSeq, a predicted model, not a curated record
UAGCCGUUCCUGCUCAUCCGAAACGUAGCGAACGGUGGUGAUAAAGGUGGCGAACAGAAAUGGCGACUGCUUCGAGAAGAAUAAUAUGUUUUGUUAGUAAUUCUCUAUUCUGGUUAAUACUGUUGUCGCAUUACCAGCAAUAUGUAUGUGUUAAAGUGCCUCGAAAAUAUCUGCAGACCGAUUUAACAGAGCUAGGUAGCAGCUUUUCAGUACCCGUAUCGGUUCCAGCUCCGGGUAAAAAAAGUGACACUGUCACCGAACCAGAGAUGGGAGGUGCAACAUCGAACAGAUCAGUUGUGCCGUUGGAUGAGAACAAGAAAAGUUUUUCCAAGGUAAAACUUUACCAGGAACAAUUAAACACAAAAAAGUCCCAACUAUUGCCUGGUGCUGUGAACAUAAACGAGGAAACUACACAUUUGCUUGGAGUUAAUGGUACGGGACAGCGCAAAGAGUACGCGAUCGAUGGUGACAGUGUUAACAAAACUGCUCUCAAUACUUCGACAAAAUUGCUGGGCACGUCCGGACUAAAUACAUCUGUAGUACAAGAAUCUCCCGGAAGUGAUCCAAUCAGCGAUGCAAUCAAUAUCGAUACGAUCGAACGUACUGAAGCUGAAUUAAACAGUACGCUGCAAGAACAUAAUAUAACAAAGACAAUUGAAGAGAAUCAUCUGUACUAUAAGAGCAACUGGUCCACCGAUAAAGCGAUGAGUGAAGAAUUUUGGAAAAAGAUAACCGCGAACCUAACCGUCAAUAUGCUGCUCUCCAAUUCCCAUCGCCGAGCGACAACCAUGCUUCUUUCUUUCGACUUUCCAUUCUACGGUUUUCCCAUUCGAAAUAUUACAAUUGCAAGCGGAGGGUUCCUCUAUACAGGAGACUAUGUGCAUUCCUGGCUGGCAUCAACGCAGUACAUAGCUCCUUUAAUGGCAAAUUUUGAUACGGCACUGUCCAGUAGCUCCCUCGUGAAAUAUCGUGAUGAUGGUGAAACUUUCAUCGUUGUUUGGGAAAAUGUUAUUCUUCAGGAUCGACCAAACAACGGAACAUUUACAUUCAGUGUCACGCUGAACAAAUCGGGAGAUGUUGUGUUUGCAUACAAAAAAAUUCCCAUCAGUAUCCAACAGAUAUUUGAAAACCCGCUUACCAAAAAUCACCCAGUUAAGAUAGGACUUUCGGAUGCGUACAUCAUUGAUAAAACUAUAAUGCGUACAAAGCAGAAAACGAUAUACGAAUACCAUCGAGUAAAUUUCGGUCAAACUGAAGUACAAAAUGAUACCAUCAUCACGUUAACAGCUCUGCCUACCUGUUUUUCGUUCAAAGAUUGUGCAUCCUGCAUCACUCACGAAGGAGCUGACUUCGAGUGUUUAUGGUGUCCGACGAUUAAUCGGUGUUCUACUGGUACCGAUCGAAAAAGACAAGAUUGGGUACAUAAAGGAUGUGAAAACACAAUGAUUUUCGAAGCAUUCAAAUGUCCGCCUCUUGGUCAAAAAGGCAAUAACUAUGGAGAAUCGGUUGAAGUAACAACCAAACCAAACGUCAACAGAUACAAUUCCACCAACAACGUUCGGGAUAAUCAGCAGCCCACACAAGAUCGGAAACUGGACCAAAACACCGCUCCAAACGGUGUUAUGCUGAAUGGAAGUGAUAUUUACCGAGGAUCCAAAAACGAUGAAUUCGUCAACAAGGCACAUGUGUAUCACACAUCAGACAUGCACAGUGGGUCAAGCAAUAAGUUGCUAGUUUCUAUGCUGAUUAUCCUUGGGAUGCUGCUAAUGUCCGGCUGCUGGGUGUUAUAUGCAUAUCGAAACCCACACACAAAGAGUGGUCAGCUGCUAAUUAGGUAUCGUCCUAACAAGUGGCUAUGGCGGCGUGGCGAGGCACGGUAUACGGCAGCUUCCAUCCACAUGUGAGAAUGCGACUUACGUUGAACCCGAUGUCUACGAAAUAUUCCGUCCAAUUCAU